Colossoma macropomum (tambaqui) is the source of this 2028-nucleotide messenger RNA. RefSeq names its product mitochondrial ribosome-associated GTPase 2 (gene mtg2). Gene Ontology annotation, cellular component: mitochondrion. Gene Ontology annotation, molecular function: GTPase activity; GTP binding; magnesium ion binding. The coding region runs from base 79 to 1290 and encodes 403 amino acids. The transcript has 7 exons. Lineage: Eukaryota; Metazoa; Chordata; Actinopteri; Characiformes; Serrasalmidae. The record is from RefSeq and is a predicted model, not a curated record.
CCCUCUGCGGCUGCCGUAGAUGCUAAGUUCCUCCACACCUACUUUCUCUGCUGCUGUUUGGAAGAUCCCUUUCGGAGGAUGACGGCUGCAGUGAAAGCGCUGACACUCACCCGGGCUCUCACUUUUUGGCCAGCUAGAGCACUUAUAGAUGUGAGACAGCUGGACAGGUAUGGAAGAGGCAGAGACAUCCUUAGAAACUUCUCUGUAAGCUGCCAGCUGUGUGGGAAACCGCGCGGAAGUCCAAAGAAGAAAGAGCUCUCAGAGAAGAAGCUGACGCGCUACUUCGUCGACCAUCGCAGGGUGAAGUUAGAGGCGGGUUCAGGCGGUGAUGGAGCGUGCAGCUUCCACAGUGAGCCGCGGAAAGAGUGGGGUGGUCCGGAUGGGGGGAACGGCGGAAAUGGAGGUGACAUCAUCAUUAAAGUGGACCGGCAGGUGAAAUCACUCUCGCACAUCUCAGCCUCGUAUCGUGGACAGAAUGGCGAGUCGGGGAGGAGUAAGAACUGCUACGGACGCAACGCCAGCACCACAUACGUAUCAGUGCCUGUGGGCACUGUGGUGAAGGAGCAGGGCCGGACGCUGGCUGACCUGGCGCUGCAUGGUCAGGAGUACGUGGCUGUGCACGGUGGCGGAGGAGGAAAAGGAAACCGAUUUUUUCUGUCCAAUGAAAACAGAGCCCCAAUGACGGCCACUCCAGGAGAGAAAGGAGAGGAGAGAGUUCUGCAGCUGGAGCUGAGGACCAUGGCACACGCUGGACUGGUUGGUUUUCCCAAUGCAGGGAAGUCGUCGUUGCUAAGGGCGAUCUCUAACGCCAAGCCUGCUGUGGCAGCGUAUCCUUUCACCACCUUGAACCCGCACAUUGGCAUCAUCAAGUACAGAGACCAUGAGCAGCUGGCAGUGGCCGAUAUUCCUGGGUUGAUCCGGGGUGCUCACCUGAACCGCGGCCUCGGCAUCUCUUUCCUCCGCCACAUCGAACGCUGUCGUUUUCUGCUGUUCGUGUUGGACAUGUCCUCUCCGUCGCCGUGGGAACAGCUCCAGCACUUGCAGUACGAGCUGGACCAGUACGAACCAGGACUGUCCCAGAGACCCAGAGUUAUUGUGGCCAAUAAGAUGGACUUGGCUGGAACCCAAGAGAACCUGGAGGCCCUCAGAGGUCAUGUGAGUCAGCGGGUCAUUCCUGUAUCUGCCCUUACGGGCGACAACACGGAGGAACUGAUACUGCACCUUCGAGAGCUGUACGACGGCUACCUGGAGAGCAACGCCGAGUCUGGAGAGAAGCCUUUGAGGUGGUAGCUGCUUAAGGACAUUUGGAGAAUUGAAUGAUACUAUUAUAACAACACUUGCCUCAAAACAUGUUAAGUGAAACGUGUCGAGUUGUUAAGAAGUCUCAAAUAGACUUGAUCUAAAAGGAGUCUUCAGUCUCUCAAGUGUCAGUCAAUCAGAGAAGCCCCUCGCUUGUCCAAAAACGUCCUACUUGGAAUAAAACAAACACCCUGUGAUCACGUUCUGCUGGUUUAUGGACAGAGGAACUGUUUCUCUAAUGGACUAAUGGCCUCCAAAAUUUUGGAGGUGGAAAUCUAUUGAGCAUGACUGUAAAUUGUUGACUUGAUAUUUCUGCAACUAUUAAUUGUUGUUAUUUAUUCAGUAUAUUUAUUAAAUUUAUUUCUGUAUAAAAAUAGAGCCAAAUGACUUGUCUUUUUUAUUAGAAUAUGCAGUGACAAAUUGAUAUUUAUGUGCAUUCUCUGCAAUAUUUUUGCAAAUAUCAGUAACACAGUGGCUUGUCAAUAUCAGCCGAUAUUAUCAUUCAAACUGAAGUGUUCUUGCUCUGCUGGGGAAUAAUGUGUGAAUAUACAGUUGUAUGCAAAGGUUUAGGCGCCCCUGGUCAAGUGACAAGUAAACACUUUCUUUACAGAGAACACACUUACGCACAUUUUAAUGCAGUGUUUAUUUGCUUAAUUUGACAUAGUUUAUCAUUAAAAUGGUGAAAUAUUUGCAAAAUAUUGAAUUUUGGAAAUCCAUGAUUGCCUCACA